This is a messenger RNA of Ectocarpus siliculosus, 1137 nucleotides long. Lineage: Eukaryota; Phaeophyceae; Ectocarpales; Ectocarpaceae. The record is from the annotation of a GenBank genome assembly.
AUGAGCGUUCCAAGCAAUAUCAGGAACGAGUGGCUCAUCUUGGAGACUUACCAACAAAUACUGGCAGACGAAAAGCAGGCCGAGGAAGACCGGCGGGCGCAAACAGUGACAUUCACAUGUGGCCGCCUGUCUCGUUCUCCUGAAGCCCUCCAGCGCUGCAAGCAAGGCCUGGAUGAGCAAAUCCAGCAGAAGCUGGCCCGAUCAGAAAAGGAAAGGCGCGAGGCCGACGCUCGAAGAGAGCAACAGCGAAGGGCACUCGUAGAGCACCAGGCCCUCCAGGAGGAGCUGAAGGAGUCUUCGAGGAGAAAGACACUGGAAGAGAAGUGCGUGCGGGCGACCCAGAUCUUAGGGAACGAGAGGAGACGUGAGAGGGAGCGCCAGAACAGAAAAGUCGAAGAAGCGAGAAUCCUCGAAGAUUGCAAGAGAAAACUGGCUGAGGAAAAAGAACGGCAGCUCCAGAAGCGGAAACAGAUAGCCGAGUCGCUGAGAGAGAUGAACCGCGAGAACGUCGCCAAGCUGGCCAUGCGAGAGAAACAGAAAAUUGCCGACGCUGAGGAGGACAAGCGUCUCAUGAAGGAGUACCGGGAGAGACUCGACAGGGAGCAGGCCGAACGGACCGCGGCACACAAUAAGCGGCUGCAGCGCUACGAGAUGAUCGGGAACCAGUGGGCGGAAUCCGGCGCUGGCAAGAGGCAGCACGACAAAGACAUUGCCGAGGAGAGGAGGAUACUAGCCGAGGCCGCCAUUAAAGAGAAGAUCGACGAGGAUAGAGAGAUCAGGGACAAGGAAGCGCUUCGGGUGGACCGCCUCCGAUGCCUGGAGGACAAUAAACGGCUUAUGGGCGACAAAGCUGCACGAAAAAAGGCGGACGAGAAGCUGGAGGCCGAGUACGCCCAGCAGUUCCGCGUUCAGGGGGAGAUGCACGUGGCCAAAGGAUUGGAAAGGAAGAGGGAGAUGGUGCGCGAGAAAAAAGCGUACGCCCGAAUGCUUGAAGACCAGAUAAGGGAGACCAGGGCCGCUCUUCGGACUGUUCAGAUGACGGACACGGAGCGCAAGAUGAACGGAGAGCUACUGCGGAAGCUGCAAGGCGACAGAGACCUGCAGGAAAGAAUAAGCCGGCGACUUCUUCAGAAGUGA